GGGCUGGAGCCAAGGAAACGUUCCUUCACAUUACGUUAGGCAGCAGAAGCAAUUUCAAAAUAAAACUGUAGCGAGUACAUCGAUUCCAGGCGCCUGUUGGGAGGCUGCUUCCUCUGACCCAGACUGGCUGGCCUCAAAGGGCCGAAGCAGCGGAACGUUGCUAGUCGCCGACUCCACAAAGCCCAGGCAAACCGCCAGGAAGCGGGGCACAUGCACCACCGCCGCUCCGCGCGGGGAUCCUGGGCGGGCCGCCUGGCACCCGACAGACUGGCCCCCCCGGGCCUUAAGCAAGAAGCUUAGGGGGGGCAACGCCCGGAUGCAGCGGCUCAUUGCCGCCCCGCAGCCCAGCUCACGGACCCUCCCCUUGCUCAGGCCCGGGGGCUCCAGCGCCUGCCGGGCCCCGCACGUGCCACAGCUCGCGCAGGAUCCCGGCCAGUCGCCCACGCCCUGCGCGCGCGAGGGAGGGAGGGAGGGGCGGGGCCGCGGAGGACUUUGCCAGGACCUCGUCUGUCGCAAAUCGUGUGCCUCGUCCCAACGCGAGCACACUGCACGUGCGCCGGGUGGGGCUGGGAGGGGGCACGAGACGCGGGAGCGUUGUCUGUCCUCGCGCACCGACCCCGUUGUGAGGCGCGCGAGCCCGAGCCGGGUGGAACGGCACAGAGCGGCGAAUCGUGUUAAUUCCGUCUCGCCUCUUGACGCGUCACACGCGUGCGCGACUCGAGCUCCCGAUGUCCGCGUCCUCCCAGCGGGCAGGAGGCGAGAUCUCGCGAGGUUUCGACCUGGCGAGGGCGGCGCGGGGCCGGGGAGCCUCUCUCGGCUCGUUGGCGCUGAGUUGGUAGAACAAUAGGCGCGUCCGCGGCGGCCAGCGCGUGCAGGGAGAAGAGAUAUUUUAAAUAUUAUUAGUGGAUGAUGGGACAUUUCUCUUGCAUAACCUUGUAAUGUCCAACAAUACACUCAUCUGGUGGUGGCGUAACUACCUCAUUCAUUACAAGUCUGCGGCUGUAAAAUGAUCCUGCUCUGAGCACAUCCAUUCAUUGUUACACCAUCUGGAUUCAAGGGCUACUUUGUAGAGGAAUGUGGGCCACUAAACACAUGUGUAGCAUCCAAAGGCAAUGGCCUUCAUUGAAAGAGCAUGGACUGCAUGGUAGCAUAUUUUUAAAAAUUCACCAGUUUUGGACGGGUGUUCUGGGUUGCUGCCAUGUAAGAGCCACACAUGUUAAAUCCACAUAUAAAGUACAGAAUGAAUGGCUGAUAAUGGACAUGGCAACCGCUGUUGGUGCUAAGAAAGUUAAAACAGCCUAUGGGAAAGGGCCCAAAGCAACAUAUGAUGAAAGACAACUCAUGAUGGAAGCAAAAAUGAAACAUCUCAACCUGUCAUUUGCAGCUUGUGGGUUUCUGGGUAUAUACCACUUGGGGGCAGCAUCUGCUCUUUGCAGGCAUGGUAAGAAGUUACUGAAGGUUGUGAAGGCUUUUGCAGGAGCUUCUGCAGGAUCACUGGUUGCCACAGUUCUGUUAACAAUGCCAGAAAACAUAGAGGAAUGCGAAGUGUUUACCUAUAACUUUGCAGAGGAAAUUAGAAAACUGUACUUUGGUGCAGUGACACCAGGUUAUGAUUUCAUGACACGACUUAGGGCAGGUAUAGAGUCUUUUCUUCCUUCUAAUGCUCAUGAGAUAGCAGAGAAUCGUCUCUAUGUAUCAAUCACCAACACUAAAAAUGGAAAAAAUUAUUUGGUUUCAAAUUUUUCCUCCAGGGAGGACCUCAUUAAGGUCCUCCUAGCCAGCAGUUUUGUGCCAGUGUAUGCAGGAAUUAAAGCAGUGGAAUAUAAAGGAGAGAAAUGGAUUGAUGGUGGCCUUACCAAUGGCCUCCCUAUUCUGCCUGUGGGACGAACAGUCACUGUUUCUCCUUUCAGUGGUCGAUUAGAUAUCUGUCCACAAGACAAAGGACAUGUAGAUCUCUAUAUUAAAGUUGCAAAGCAAGACUUAAUGAAAGGCAUCCAGGCUUUAUCUGAAGACCUCCAGAGAUAGAAAAUCCACCACUUCCCUUGGUAUUUAGUUCCAGUGGUUAAUCACCCUCACUGUUAACAACGUAUGCCUAAUUUCUAAUUUGAAUUUGUCUGACUUCAGCUUCCAACCACUGGUUCUUGUUGUGCCUUACUCCACUAGACUGCAGGGCCCUUUAGUACCCAGUAUUUUCUCUCUACGUUUAUGCGCUGUAAUGAUGUCACCUCUCAAUCUUAUUUUUGAUGAAUUAACCAGCUUAAGCUUGUUUAGUCUCUCACUGUAAAGCAUUUUCUCAAGCCGUCAUAAAUUUUGUGGCUCUUCUGUGCACACAUCCUUUUCAAAAUGUGGACACAAGAAUUGUAUGCCGUAUUCCACUAUCUCUUGCAUCAGUGCUGUAUACAGAGGUAAAACCUGUUUAUACAUCCAAGGAUCACAUAAACCCUUUUUGCCACAGCAUGCCACUGGGAGCUCAUGUUGAGUUGUUUGUUCUCUCUGACACCUAUAUUCUUUUCAUACUCACUGAUUUCCAGGACACAGUCCCCAAUUCUGUAGGUAUAGCCUUGUUCCUGGUUCUUUGUUCCUAGGUUCCUUGCAUUUGGCUGUAUUAAAACACAUUUGGUUUGAAUGGACCCACUUACCAAGAGAUCCAGAUUGUUCUAUAUAAUUGCCAUUUUCCUCAUUAUUUACCACCCGGGCAGUUUUAGUGUUAUAUGCAAAUUUUAUCAGCAGUGAUUUUAUAUUUACCUCCAGCUCAUUGAUGAAAAGUUGAAUAGCGUCUGGACUAGUGCUUAUCCCUGCAGAACUUCACUAGAAACAUCCCAUUCAACAUGAAUUCCCCAUUGGCAACUAUUUUAUGAGAUAUAUGUCAGUUAGCCAGUUCUUAAUGUAUUUAAUGUGUGCUUUAUUGAUAGUUUGUGGUGCUAAUUUUUAAUCAGAAUGUGGGGCGGUAUUAAGUCAAACACAUUACAAGUCGAAAUGUAUUAGGUCUAUGCAGUUAACUUUAUCAACCAAACUUGUAAGCUCCUCGAAGAAUGAAGUCAGCUUUGUUUAAUAAGACAUACUUUCUAUAAAA
Messenger RNA from Caretta caretta (loggerhead turtle), 3073 nucleotides. The record is from RefSeq and is a predicted model, not a curated record. NCBI's taxonomy places the organism in Eukaryota, Metazoa, Chordata, Testudines, Cheloniidae.